Molecule: messenger RNA, 528 nt
Organism: Cutaneotrichosporon cavernicola
Lineage: Eukaryota; Fungi; Basidiomycota; Tremellomycetes; Trichosporonales; Trichosporonaceae
Exons: 1
Coding region: 1-528 (175 amino acids)
Source: RefSeq, a predicted model, not a curated record
AUGGAGCCCUUCACCCCCGCCGAAUCGGCAGCGUACUCCAACAACAUGCACCGUUCCGACGCCGAGGGAUUCUCGGCCGCCCACUCUGUCGGAGCCGACAUCCACCCUAUUUCCCACUCCCCCAUUCCCCCAAUUAACGCAAAGGGAGGCCGCGACGUCCCAGCCGGCUGGACAGCCGUGUACGAAGGAAAGGUGACGCGGCGGUGGUGUAAUUGGCUCGGCAGCGUCCAUGGUGCUUGCCAUGCUUGGAUUGCCGAUAAUCUGUGCGGAUUCACCCUCGAACUCCUCGACGCCGGGCCACAGUUCUGGGGCAUGCCUAUGCGCGGUGGAGUCACGCUCGCUUUGGAGAUGGCGUAUUAUGACAGUACGGAGAUUGGGAGAGAGGUGCGCGUUAGUGUGCGCAUCGAUCGGAUGAGUGGGACCAACGCUUUCGUCACUAUUGAUAUUGACGAGAUUGAUGAGGGAAAGGUGGUCAAGCGUCUGGCUAGUGGGAGACAGCUGCAGACGUGGCGCAAGGCCAAGUUGUAG